This is a messenger RNA of Pogoniulus pusillus (Red-fronted tinkerbird), 2017 nucleotides long. It is a transcript of the gene BARHL2, whose product is annotated as BarH like homeobox 2. Lineage: Eukaryota; Metazoa; Chordata; Aves; Piciformes; Lybiidae. Gene Ontology annotation, molecular function: RNA polymerase II transcription regulatory region sequence-specific DNA binding; DNA-binding transcription factor activity, RNA polymerase II-specific. Gene Ontology annotation, cellular component: nucleus. Bases 160 to 1275 code for a protein of 371 amino acids. The transcript is spliced from 3 exons. Gene Ontology annotation, biological process: regulation of transcription by RNA polymerase II. The record is from RefSeq and is a predicted model, not a curated record.
CGAUGCUGUGCUCGGCGAGGGCCCAGCCCUAGUGCUGCCCGCGUCGCCGGUCCGCGAGUUGGGGUUAGCCACUCUGCCCCCCGUUUCUUUCCCCUCCACCCCCGGUGCGAUCGCCGCGGCCGCCCGUGGGGAUGCGGGCGCGGCGCUAACCAGUCCGCCAUGGAAGGGCCGAGCGGGUCCAGCUUCGGGAUAGAUACGAUCCUAUCGGGCGGCAGCUCCGGCAGCCCCGGAGUCAUGAACGGAGACUUUCGCUCCCACGGCGACGGCCGGCAGGCGGAUUUUAGGAGCCAGGCCACGCCGUCGCCCUGCUCGGAGAUCGACACGGUGGGGACGGCGCCCUCGUCGCCCAUCUCGGUGAGCAUGGAGCACCCCGAGCCGCACCUAGGGGCGGCGGAGAGCCUCCCGCCGCCACCGCACCACCUCCACCUCGGCCCGCACCCGCCGCCACCGCCGAGUUUGCAGCCGUCACCCCCGCAGCCGCCACCGCCCCAGCUGGGCUCGGCCAGCUCCGGCCCCAGGACUUCCACCUCUUCUUUUUUAAUUAAGGACAUUUUGGGCGACAGUAAACCCCUGGCGGCGUGUGCACCUUACAGUACCAGCGUCUCUUCUCCCCAUCACACCCCUAAACAAGAGGGCAGCGCGGCCCCGGAGACCUUCAGGCCCAAACUGGAGCAAGAGGAUGGCAAAGCCAAGCUCGACAAACGCGACGACACGCAGGGUGACAUCAAAUGCCACGGGACAAAGGAGGAGGGAGACCGGGAGAUCACCAGCAGCCGGGACAGUCCGCCGGUGCGGGCAAAGAAGCCGCGGAAGGCGCGGACCGCCUUUUCCGACCACCAGCUCAACCAGCUGGAGCGCAGCUUCGAGAGGCAGAAGUACCUGAGCGUGCAGGACCGCAUGGACCUGGCAGCCGCCCUCAACCUCACAGACACGCAGGUGAAAACCUGGUACCAAAACCGGAGGACGAAGUGGAAGCGGCAGACGGCGGUGGGCCUGGAGCUGCUGGCUGAGGCCGGCAACUACUCGGCGCUGCAAAGGAUGUUCCCCUCGCCCUAUUUCUACCACCCUAGCCUGCUGGGCAGCAUGGACAGCACGACGGCGGCAGCAGCGGCCGCGGCCAUGUACAGCAGCAUGUACCGGACUCCCCCCGCGCCGCACCCCCAGCUGCAGCGGCCGCUGGUGCCACGGGUGCUGAUCCACGGGCUGGGGCCCGGCGGGCAGCCGGCCCUAAAUCCCUUGGCCAACCCCAUGCCUGGCACCCCACAUCCCCGGUGAAGCGGCACAGCGGUCCCCGCAACGAGCCCUUCCCCUCCCCGUCCCCAAAAAAGCCCCAGCACCGCAGAGGAGGAAGCGAGGGGAAACCGAGGGGCAGGAGCUUCUGCACGCAGCCACCGGCCACCGAGGGAGGCGAUCAGUCAGAGCAGGGACUCUUGAACCGUGAACCCAGAGCCGAGCCCGUAAGUGAAAAGACCACACGCGGGGGAAGGCGGGCAGAACCGCGGGGCGACCCGCCGACCUCGGCUCCUGCUAGGCAGGACUUGGAGCUCGGAAAGAGAGAGGGACGGAGGGGGAGGAGGUGAGGGAAAGGGAGCCCAGACCUGCCGAAGAGACUAACGGCUGCAGAGGACGGAGGGAAUGAGAACGCCUCGACCCCCGCGCAGCAGAGAAGACCGGGGGAAACGGAGAACUUUGCACUGAUUUUUCUCAUGACCUUUUUUUUUUUUUUCCCUUUCUUUCUUAUUGAAAAGUGGCAUGCUCCCUAAUGCGAACAGAAUUGUACAGACCGAGUGCUGAGUGCUAUAUCAUAUUUAUUAUAUGUCGUAAAAAAAAAAAGAAAAAAAAAAAGGAAAGAACCUCACUUCUAUGCGUUAGUUUAAAAUGAAUGAACGUGAUUUCCCUCCCCCCCCCCCCCCCCCCCCUUUUCAUGUCUUUUUGGAUUCAGCAAAAUAAAUGCUUAGAUGACAAAAUAUAGAUUUUUUUUUUGGUGAGUUGAAAAUUACAAGAGAAAAAAAAAAAA